AUGGCAGGCUGGGGGGGCUUCUUCUUUUCUCUCCUCAACUACAAGACAGAGAAAUAUGUCAUCGCCGAAAACCGGAGGAUCGGAAUAUUAUUUCGACUCUAUCAGCUGGCCGUGCUGGGAUACAUAAUCGGGUGGGUGUUUGUGAUGAAGAAAGGUUAUCAGGAGAGAGAAGAGGCCAUCCAGUCCUCAGUCAUCACCAAGGUUAAAGGUGUUACACUUACCAACAGCUCAGGCCUUCACCUGUGGAGCGCUGAGGAUUACGUCAUACCCCCAAGCGGUGAGCAGGUGUUCUUCAUAGUAACUAAUUACAUAGAGACCCCCAAUCAGAGGCUCGGGUUUUGUGCUGAGAGUUUCAAGGUGCCAAAUGGACGAUGUCAGAGUGAUGAUGACUGCAUGGAGGGGGAGCCUGUAAUCGCUGGCCAUGGAAUCAAGACUGGCUUGUGUUUAAACAGCACUGGGACCUGUGAGAUUCACGCCUGGUGUCCUGUCGAAUACAGCAAGAGACCCGCAGAGCCCUUACUGAGUGAAGCUGAAAACUUCACCAUCUACAUCAAGAAUUUCAUCCGGUUUCCAAAGUUUGAGUUCUCCAAGUCCAACGUCCUUGAAACCUCUGACGACAGCUACCUGAAAAGAUGCUCCUACGACCGAGAGAACAAUCCGUACUGCCCCAUCUUCCGCCUCGGGGAGGUGGUUAGCUGGACUGGACAUGACUUCCAGGACAUGGCUGUUAAGGGCGGGUCUGUUGGUAUUCUUAUUGAGUGGAACUGUGACCUGGAUAAGGACUCUUCACAGUGUAAUCCACAGUACAGCUUUACCCGUUUGGAUAUGAACUUGAACAACUCGGUCACAUCAGGAUAUAACUUCAGAUACACCAGGUAUUACAAGGAUCAAAAUGGUGAAACCUAUCGCACCUUGUAUAAAGUGUAUGGGAUUCGCUUCGAUAUAAUGAUCAAUGGCCAGGCUGGAAAAUUCAAUAUUAUUCCCACAAUAAUUGCCAUUGGUUCUGGUGUUGCUCUGCUGGGUUUAGGAGCCUUUGUAUGUGAUAUGAUACUACUGUACAUGAUGAACACAAGCUCCUUCUACCGAGAGAAGAAGUUUGAAAUCAUCAACUUCAAGAAGGACCGGACCAAACCCAAGGACAUGAAGGCAGGGCAGAAGGAAAGGAGAUCCAGGAAACCGGCUGCAGAGAAAGGGGCCGCCAACUCAUCUAAAACUGCAGAGGAAACUAAACCCACCACAGGAUCUUCUGCCACUGCAGAGAGCCAGCUGCCUGUGGACAGUCGGGGUCCCACCAUUCCACGCAACACAGGACAGCGAUACUCUGCCCUUAUCUCUCCCCAGGGUGCAGAGCCAAGGCAUCAUAUCACUUUCUCUUCACACAAUUAAGUUUGCGGGCAGAGCAAGAAAAAUCACCUGCAGUGGUCCAGGUUAUGUUGCAAGAGGUGGAACCAAAAGCCAGACUUAUGUUCACCUCUCACCUCCUGGCACGACUGCUGGCAUGCCACUAGCCUGAAUGAUUCUUGCCCUGAUUCAAGAUAUGUUGGUUCAGAGAAAUGUUAAUGUUUCGCACUGUGCAAGUGGGCCAAGACACUGCUGUACAAGUACACAGAAAGGUGGUUUUCAGUGGCUGGGUCAGGAUCCAAAGGUGGGAUGUGGUCAGAUUACAACAGGUCCAUAAAUAAUGAUACACUAAAGUACUGAUAAUGCUGAAGCAAUUAGCAGGGUGAUACAAAAUGAUUCAUCUAAGACUUUCAGUGAAUAACCAAAUGUUUGCAAUUAUUGUCAUAAAAUCUGUGCAUCUAUCAGGCAUUUUGGCUGUUGAUCAGACUAAUUAAGCAUCAUUUCCAGUUCGAGUAAUAUAUGAUUGGCCCCAGUUUUUAUUUUUGACAUUUUAUGGUAUAAAUUGUGAAAAUCAAAGCAAAAAUUCUAGACAUGAUAGAUUAAUUUAAAAUGAAAACUGCAAGCCUUCAUAGUAUUCCAAUAAAGAAAAGGAAAUCAUUUCUCAAUAUCUCAAUUUGUAAAAAUACAAAGACAAAAUGUUUAAAAGAAAAAAAAACAACCUUGGACACAAUAUGCAAGAAAUGUAUGAAUGGUCUUAAAUGUUGGUAUUUCAGUCAGAUGCAUCAUGUACCUGUGUUGACGGGCAUUUGCGUGUAGUUUAACACUGCUGUAUGGUGAGCUGGCUCUGCUGGUUGUAACAUUGAUAUUGGCCACAAUGGCUACAAAACAAUCUUGUUCACAACAUAAUGUGUUUGUGAAGCUGUGGACCGCAGUCCUGAUGUGCUAUGAGUUUACUGUGAAUGGACAAGUUCACUGGUGAUGUACUGGCUGAUAAUGAAUGGCGCAAGAUGUUGAAGUGCAUGAUAUUUCCUCCCACCUGUUUGUUCUUCCUGUUUCUAUUUAUUGAAUAGUCUUUAUUGUUGAAAGCAAAUGUACUUGUGUUGAUUUCAUGAUGUCAACAUAUGACUCUGCCUGAA
This is a messenger RNA of Chelmon rostratus (copperband butterflyfish), 2477 nucleotides long. It is a transcript of the gene p2rx5, whose product is annotated as purinergic receptor P2X, ligand-gated ion channel, 5. Gene Ontology annotation, molecular function: extracellularly ATP-gated monoatomic cation channel activity; purinergic nucleotide receptor activity. Gene Ontology annotation, biological process: monoatomic cation transmembrane transport; response to ATP. Bases 1 to 1386 code for a protein of 461 amino acids. The record is from RefSeq and is a predicted model, not a curated record. Gene Ontology annotation, cellular component: nuclear inner membrane; plasma membrane. The transcript has 12 exons. NCBI's taxonomy places the organism in Eukaryota, Metazoa, Chordata, Actinopteri, Chaetodontiformes, Chaetodontidae.